UCAGGAACCAGGAAUGGAGGAAGAAGAGAAGAGCAAAUGGACUGAGAAGAAUGAAUUAAUCCCAAUCUACCGAUUAAUUAAACUCCAACAAGACGACCUGUGAAAAGGGACUGUUCAGUGUUCAGUGUUAAACAAAAACUGAAAAGUUAUCAAAGUGAAAGUUAAAACUUUAUAUUAACGACAGAAGUGAUAAUUUGAAAACAUUAUAUUCUAACAGUGUCCUGAUCUAAGAUGAAUUCUAGAAUGCGAAUGAUGAAACUAUUAGGUUUAUAUGUUCUCUCCGUUCUCCUUCAACCUGCAGUAGGAUCUUGGAUACAGAUGGGUAUGUUGAGUAGUGUGCCUGGUCUGCCUGAUGACCUGGAAGGUAUGCAGGCAGAUGAAGGAGAGCAGACGGGAGUCUGCCUUAAUAUGCCUGGACUCAUUGAUCAACAGAAGAAGAUGUGUACAAAAUGGCCGGAAACAGUACAAUCUGUUCCGUUUGGUACUAAACAGGGUCUGAUAGAGUGUGAAUAUCAGUUUCGUCGAGAUAGAUGGAACUGUACAGACAAUAGAUCUCCUCAGGUUCUACAGUCUACCCUGGAGAGAGGUUCUAAAGAAACUGCGUUUCUGUACGCAGUUACUAGUGCUGGUGUGGUUCAUGUGGUUGCUAAGGCCUGUAGUUCUGGAAACCUGACAGAGUGCAACUGUGACCUGCAAGGAGGAGAUACUCCUGAAGGAUGGAAGUGGGGUGGUUGCAGUGACAACCUAAAAUACGGGAUCAAGUUUGCCAGGAAGUUUCUGGAUGCUCCGGACCGAAGGAUGGUUCGAAAGAAAGGAGAUAUUAGAAACCUAAUGAACCUGCAUAAUAAUGAGGCUGGAAGACGGGCUAUCGCGAAGCUGAUGUUAUUGAAGUGUCGAUGCCAUGGUGUAUCCGGGAGUUGUGAGUUUAAAACCUGCUGGAGAAGUAUUCCACAGUUUGCGGAGAUCGGAGAUUAUUUAAAGGAGAAAUACGAUAAAUCAGCUGUACAGGUUUCAAAUGAGCUGGAUGAAUCUCCGGAGAGGGACAGAUACAGGAGAGGAACAUCCGGGGGACCAGGUUCUCUACCUGUGAGUAAGAAAUCAUUAGUGUAUAUCCAGCCUAGCCCAGAUUACUGUCAGGAUGAUCCUAAGGCUGGAGUAGUGGGUACCCGAGGAAGAAGGUGUGAGAAGAAAUCUCGAGGACGAGACGGAUGUGGAUUUCUCUGUUGUGGACGAGGGUUUGAUACUGAAGUUAUUGUGGAAUAUGAAAGAUGCAGAUGUAAAUUUGUCUGGUGCUGUAGAGUUGACUGUCAGCAGUGUAAAAGAAAGAAAUAUAUUCACACUUGUAAAUAAACUCAUUCUUAAUAAACAUUUUAUACAAAA
Messenger RNA from Eurytemora carolleeae, 1380 nucleotides. RefSeq names its product protein Wnt-16. Bases 232 to 1350 code for a protein of 372 amino acids. The transcript is spliced from 10 exons. Gene Ontology annotation, molecular function: cytokine activity; frizzled binding. Lineage: Eukaryota; Metazoa; Arthropoda; Copepoda; Calanoida; Temoridae. The record is from RefSeq and is a predicted model, not a curated record. Gene Ontology annotation, biological process: canonical Wnt signaling pathway; multicellular organism development; neuron differentiation. Gene Ontology annotation, cellular component: extracellular region.